Fundulus heteroclitus (mummichog) is the source of this 3048-nucleotide messenger RNA. Its product is annotated as kelch-like protein 12. The record is from RefSeq and is a predicted model, not a curated record. The transcript has 12 exons. Lineage: Eukaryota; Metazoa; Chordata; Actinopteri; Cyprinodontiformes; Fundulidae. Bases 468 to 2264 code for a protein of 598 amino acids. Gene Ontology annotation, molecular function: protein binding.
CUGUCUGUUUACGUCCCAUCUGAGGAGUCGUUGCUGCUGCUGCUGCUUCAUCUGGUGGUGGACCUGUGACCUGCUGCUGUUUAGUUGUUGUGUAAAGAUAUUGUAAUAUGAGUUUACUCUGAAACUGUAGCGGUUACCGUCCCCGCAGAGGCCGAAGAUGGUGUGAGUUGGCUGGCGCCAUGACGGAUUAGGUUGAUGUUAGUUAGGCUAACCGGCAGCAUUCAAGUGCUUGAGGACUUUGGUGCUAGGAACGUUAGCUAGCAAAGCAACUCAGCUUAGGCGCUUUGAAUCUGCCUUACUGCCCCGACAGGUAUUAUGCUGAUUCUUGCCAAGUUGUUGUGUGUGUGUCGCUUCUCGUGUCGUCUUCCCGGGCCCUGCAGCCCGCUUCCUAUGGCUGUGCUUUGAGUUUGUUGUCCUGCGUUGGCGUUAGCCGUCAGCUGUCGUUGGCUGCUGCUGCCUGUUAGCUCAUGUGUAGCUAUAGUUAUUGCCUCCCAGUGGUGGAAAAAGUGUUCAGGUCUUUUAACGAUUCCUGCGGUAGUUUGAGAUCCUUGACGGAUUGCCGAGGCAGCAUGGCUCCCAAAGACAUCAUGACCAAUUCCCAUGCCAAAUCCAUCCUCAAUGCAAUGAACUCACUGCGCAAGAGCAACACGCUCUGUGACAUCACUCUGAGGGUGGACAGCACGGACUUUCCUGCUCACCGGAUUGUCUUGGCCGCCUGCAGCGACUAUUUCUGUGCCAUGUUCACCAGCGAGCUUGCAGAAAAGGGGAAAUCUUUUGUGGACAUUCAGGGCCUCACUGCAUCAACUAUGGAGAUCCUGUUGGACUUUGUGUACACGGAGACGGUGCUCGUCACGGUGGAAAAUGUGCAAGAGUUACUCCCCGCAGCAUGUCUGCUGCAGCUUAAAGGGGUGAAAAGGGCAUGCUGCGAUUUUCUAGAGGGACAGCUCGAUCCGUCCAACUGCCUGGGGAUUCGUGACUUUGCCGACACUCACAACUGCCUUGACCUGAUGCAGGCCGCCGAGCUCUUUUCCCAGAAGCAUUUCUCCGAGGUGGUUCAGCACGAGGAGUUCAUGCUCCUGAGCCAGACAGAAGUUGAAAAGCUCAUAAAGUGUGACGAAAUCCAGGUGGACUCAGAGGAGCCGGUGUUUGAGGCCGUGUUGAACUGGGUCAAGCACAACAGGAAAGAGCGAGAGCCCUACCUCCCAGACAUGCUGGAGUUUGUCCGCAUGCCGCUCCUCACCCCCCGCUACAUUACAGAUGUCAUUGAUGCCGAGCCUCUCAUUCGGUGUAGCCUGCCUUGUCGAGACCUCGUUGACGAGGCCAAAAAAUUCCACUUAAGACCGGAGCUGAGGAGUGAGAUGCAGGGUCCUCGCACACAAGCCAGAUUAGGUGCCAAAGAAGUCCUGCUGGUUAUUGGCGGCUUCGGCAGCCAGCAGUCGCCAAUAGAUGUAGUAGAGAAAUACGACCCCAAAACCCAGGAAUGGAGCUUUCUGCCAAAUAUCGCCCGUAAAAGGCGCUACGUCGCCACCGUCUCGCUACACGAUCGAGUUUACGUGAUCGGAGGCUACGACGGCCGGUCAAGGCUCAGCUCGGUGGAGUGUCUGGACUACACGGCGGACGAAGAUGGCGUUUGGUACACCGUCGCCACCAUGAAUGUACGCCGCGGCCUCGCCGGAGCCACCACCCUGGGAGAUAUGAUCUACGUCGCCGGUGGCUUCGACGGCAGCCGACGGCACACCAGCAUGGAGCGAUACGAUCCCAACAUUGACCAGUGGAGCAUGCUGGGAGAUAUGCAGACAGCUAGAGAGGGCGCUGGUCUGGUGGUGGCCAGUGGGUUGAUAUACUGCCUAGGUGGGUAUGAUGGCCUAAAUAUCCUAAACUCAGUGGAAAGAUAUGACCCUCACACAGGUCACUGGACCAGCGUGACGCCCAUGGCCACGAAGCGCUCAGGGGCUGGUGUGGCGCUACUCAACGACCACAUUUAUGUAGUCGGAGGGUUCGAUGGCGUUUCACACCUCGACUCGGUGGAGGUUUACAACAUCAGGACAGACUACUGGACCACUGUGGCCAGCAUGACGACUCCACGGUGCUACGUAGGAGCGACCGUCCUCAGAGGACGACUCUACGCCAUCGCCGGAUACGAUGGAAACUCCCUCCUCAGCAGCAUCGAAUGCUACGACCCGGUCAUCGACUCCUGGGAGGUCGUGACCUCCAUGGCGACCCAGCGGUGCGACGCAGGAGUCUGCGUUCUGCGAGAAAAGUGACUCUCGGUCCAGAACAAGGAGGACGGACGCAGCAGGACAGGCAGCUAGACUUUCUUUUCGAAAAAUGUCGCCACAAACAGAAUCACAAAGGAAGGAUGGUAUUUUGCCAGAAUAUGCAAGCAGGUUCUUUGAGCUGGAGGGUUCCUCGCCAGUCGGACUGCGCUACAGAGGUGGCGCCUCGCUGUGGUAGACUUCACUUCCAAGGAGCCCAUCACCACUUGCAUGACUCUACGCCCGGUGUCUGUUGUCACACGUGAGAUUAUAUUUUCACAACAUUUUUAAAGUGCAAUAUAUUUUUUAUCCAUCAGAAGAGAACGAUGGAGCAGAUUAAGACUACCUGCUGCUAUAUGCCUUAUGACUUUCACCCGCAUCAAACAUGUUGCCUCCCAUCUGACUGGUGUUAUUACAUUGUCUUAUUAUGGAGUGAACUGAUUCAGCUCAUCAGUGCACAAUAAUGUUGGAUGAAAAUCACUUUAACACAGAAGGUUUAUUUCUUUUCAUUCAAAUUAUAUUUUGAGAUGAACAUUGUUUCAGAAAAUAAUUGAACUGUGCUACUUGAUUUGUAUUUUCCCUCCACGUCAUCGAAGCUGACAGAUCAAGGUCUUACAUUUCAGAUGCAUGUAAUUUGUUCUGUUCUUUUUAUUUUAUUAUUAUCAUUAUUAUUAUUUUCCCUCCCUGAGAAAAAACAGAUUUAGACAAACGUGUCGGGAUACAAAGCCUGAGUGUCACUGUUGUCUGGAAAGCUAAAUAAAACAUCUCCGAAAGUGGAGGCUUGAGAGACAAA